CACAAGUAAUUCAUCAUUCAAAUAGAAGCAAAAGUAGUGAAAAAACAAGAUGCAAGGGAAGUUCCUUGGAUAUCCACAACAGCAAUGCUAUGGUGAAGAUGGCAUGUGGAUGGAAGCUAAGGCUCAACAACAGCAGAGCCAUGGUUUCCAUCAAGAUUCUUAUACCACUGACCAUAGCAACUACUACGAUAAGCAACAAUUUCCACUCCCUGCCAUGCACAUGAAGCCAGGUGGUUUUGGCAAAGAAUCUGAUCAUUCUUUUUCAAAACAUCAUGGCCAUGGCUCCAAUAUAGGAGGAAACCACAACAUGUUUCAUCAGGAUAGCAUGUCUAAUGGACAUGGCUUUGGUAACAACAACCAUGGCCAUGGCAAUGGCCAAAAAUUCCCUUUUGGUGCUACCAACAAACACUCACCUCAUCAUGGUGGUGGUGUUAGGCCAUUCAAUCAUCAUGGUGGUGGCCACAAUGACUAUGUCUCAGAGCAUGAGGAGUAUGAGUUUGAAGCUUACAAGGAGGAGUGUGUUGGUUCUGGCGCGAGUAAGAUGGAUGAGAUGAGAUAUGAGCGUCAUGGAACAUAUGGAGGAGAUGUUCACUAUGCUAAUCCAUAUGGAUACAAUAAUAACAACAGGAUUAAGCCUCAUGGUCAUGGUCAUGGUCAUGGAAGUCACAAAGUCAAUUGGACACUCAAGGGGGUCUAACAUGCGCAUGCUUGCUUGGUUACUGUUACUACCUCUGGAUCGGAUCGAGUAUCAAUAAAUUGUGUGCUUUGUUUGCUGUUUUCAUAUUUUAAUAAUUUGCCCUGAUUAUAAAUGGUGCUUCCUAUAUAUGAUCAAUGUUAUCUGUAACUCAUUCUGAAGCUAUGAAAUAUAUGGACUUUUAUAUAUAUGUUA
Molecule: messenger RNA, 889 nt
Organism: Medicago truncatula (barrel medic)
Lineage: Eukaryota; Viridiplantae; Streptophyta; Magnoliopsida; Fabales; Fabaceae
Product: hornerin
Exons: 1
Coding region: 50-697 (215 amino acids)
Source: RefSeq, a predicted model, not a curated record